UUUCUUUCGAGCCUUUCGUCGGGCUUUAGCCGCGGAUCUGACAUUCGCAGAACAGUAUAAUUUUCUUGAUUUUAAUCCUUUUGUGGCAACACAACAUGUGUUCUGGCCUGUUGGAGAACUAUGUGGCUGCCAUGGUAUUGAGUGCAGCUGGAGAUGCCUUGGGGUUUGGUAAUAGAAAAUGGGAAUUCCAACGCAGUGGUGAGAAAAUUCACAAGGAAGUGGCCAAAAUGGGCGGCGUGGGCCAUCUCAAUGUAGCAGGUUGGAAGGUCAGUGAUGACACCAUCAUGCACUUGGCUACUGCUGAAGCCUUGGUUGCUGCUGGCAAAAAAACAGACUUACUCCACUUGUACAAACUCCUUGCAACAAACUACAGGGACUGUAUGAGUGACAUGGCUGGACGAGCUCCAGGUGGUACCUGCAUGCAUUAUGCUCUGAAUUUGGAUCCAGAUGAUCCAGAUAGCUGGAAACCUAAUUUCUGUGAAAGAGGAGGAGGGUGUGGAGCUGCCAUGAGAUCAAUGUGCAUUGGACUGAGAUUUUGUCAUCCAGAAGACCUGGAAACAUUGAUUACAGUCAGUAUUGAGAGUGGACGAAUGACUCACCAUCAUCCUACUGGUUAUCUUGGAUCCCUGGCGUCUGCUCUCUUUACUUCUUAUGCUGUGAAUCAUAAACCACCACAGGAGUGGGGAAGAGAGCUAAUGGAGGUGAUCCCUAAAGCAAAGGCAUAUAUCCAGAAGUCAGGCUGCUUUGUAGAUAAAAAUUUGGAGCAUUGGAACUACUUUGAAAACCAGUGGAAGAGAUACCUGAAAAUCAGAGGCAUCUCAGAUGGGAACUCUCCUCCCUCCUUCCCUGAAGUAUUUGGUGUGAGAGAGAGAGAUGAAUUCUAUACUUCCUUGAGUUUCUCUGGGUGGGGAGGUAGUAGUGGCCAUGAUGCCCCCAUGAUUGCCUAUGAUGCCAUACUGGGCUCUAAGAACUGGACUGAGUUGGCUCUGCGGAGUUUCUUUCAUGGUGGGGACAGUGACUCUACUGGAGUGAUUGCUGCAUGCUGGUGGGGAGCAAUGCAUGGCUUCGAAGGGGUUAGUGAAAAGAACUAUGAAGAAAUUGAAUACCGAGACCGACUGGAGAAAGUAGCUAAGGAGCUCUAUCACCUCAGCUUGACUAGAUAAAGGUCCUGCCACUAGAGAUGAAGCAACCAUUAAAAUGUAGUAAAAUAAAAUACUUCUCAAUGAACUUGUAAAAUAUGAAAAGUGAAUACAUCUAGAUAGUAAUUUAAAUUAUGCAAGGAAUUUAAUUAAAUGUUAGAAACUUAAGGAUUUAUUUCAGUAUAAAAUUUAGCUAAAAAGGGGGAAAUACCUCUCAUUUGUAAAAUUAGUUGGGACCUCUAAUCUCUGGUGUUUCAUUUGUAUUUAGAAAUGUGGCAGAAGAAUCUGAAACAAGGAAGAAUUUUUGCUAUCAUUUAAAUAAUGAAAUGUGUCCUGCAUUAGACUUUCUAGGGGGUGUGUAGGCAGAUGUAAUUGUCCCUGCUCCAAUUUCAGUUUUUGGAUUGUAGUUUUAGAUGAUCAGAGAGGGCCAUUAGUCAUCUGGCUGUUGUCCUUCAGUUCAAAUUGCUCCCAUAAAUAUACAUAAGCAGUAUUGUGUGGACUUCUAACUGACAUCUUGCCGGCAGAGAGCCACACCUUGGCCUCAGGAAUUUAACAUUACGUUUUGCUUAGCAUCUUGAAAACUUUGCUUAUUCUAUCAGUGGAGUUCUGAAAUAAGUCCAGUUGGACUGAAGACAUCUUGCUCCUAAAUCACUAGUAACUGAGACAGAAAGUCUAUAUUUAUGCUUUUAAAGAUAAUCCCUCAA
Candoia aspera is the source of this 1843-nucleotide messenger RNA. It is a transcript of the gene ADPRH, whose product is annotated as ADP-ribosylarginine hydrolase. The transcript is spliced from 4 exons. The record is from RefSeq and is a predicted model, not a curated record. Gene Ontology annotation, biological process: protein de-ADP-ribosylation. Lineage: Eukaryota; Metazoa; Chordata; Lepidosauria; Squamata; Candoiidae. Bases 96 to 1163 code for a protein of 355 amino acids. Gene Ontology annotation, molecular function: magnesium ion binding; ADP-ribosylarginine-[protein] hydrolase activity.